Messenger RNA from Mesorhabditis spiculigera, 828 nucleotides. The record is from the annotation of a GenBank genome assembly. NCBI's taxonomy places the organism in Eukaryota, Metazoa, Nematoda, Chromadorea, Rhabditida, Rhabditidae.
AUGGAAAGAUUAAAAGAAGGAGGCAGCCAAAUUGCGGCCGGCGGGUCGGCAGGUCUUGUGGAAGUAUGUAUAAUGCAUCCACUCGAUCUCAUCAAGACCAGGCUCCAAAUCGGGUCCGAAGAUAAGGGAAUGAUGGAUUUGGUCGGAAAGACUUUCAGAAAUGAGGGGAUUCGAGGAUUUUAUAAGGGAAUCCUUCCUCCAAUCCUUGCCGAAACUCCGAAGCGAGCCACCAAAUUCUUCACAUUCGAACAGUAUAAGAACAUUUUCAGCGCCGGGCUAUGUUCCGGAAUGACAGAAGCUGUAGUGGUUUGCCCAUUUGAGACGGUCAAGGUGCGACUACAGGCCAUGCGAAAUACGAACCCUAAAGAGGUCCCAACUUCCGGGCAAAUGGCUCGUGAAAUCAUUAGAACAGAAGGUUAUGGAACGACGGGAAUUUUCAGAGGAUUAACAUCGACUGUUGCACGAAAUGGUACCUGGAAUAUGGUAUACUUUGGGUUAUACCACAACGUUAAGGAAUUCUUCCCAGAUGCGAAGGAAAGCCCAUCAAUGAACCUUGUCUACCGCAUUUUACUCGGAUUUUUGGCAGGUUCCUUGGCUUCUGUUGUGAAUAUUCCAUUUGAUGUUGCCAAGAGUCGGAUUCAGGGCCCACAACCUGACCCCCUUAACCGAAAAUACCAUGGUUGUCUACAAUCGAUGGGUCUUGUUUAUAAAGAAGAGGGUUUCUUUGCUUUAUAUAAAGGUCUCCUCCCAAAGAUUAUGCGACUUGGACCUGGCGGUGCUAUAAUGCUGAUUGUCUACGAUGAAGUGUACAAAUACUUGCGCCAAUAC